This is a messenger RNA of Fusarium musae, 621 nucleotides long. RefSeq lists its product as uncharacterized. Gene Ontology annotation, molecular function: protein-folding chaperone binding; protein folding chaperone. The transcript has 3 exons. The record is from RefSeq and is a predicted model, not a curated record. Gene Ontology annotation, cellular component: nucleus; cytoplasm. NCBI's taxonomy places the organism in Eukaryota, Fungi, Ascomycota, Sordariomycetes, Hypocreales, Nectriaceae. Bases 1 to 621 code for a protein of 206 amino acids.
AUGGAUUUUGUUAACUACUACAAAAUAUUGCAGCUGCCUCACACAGCGAAUCAAGAUGAGAUCAAGACGGCUUAUCGACAACUGGCCAAGACGAUGCAUCCAGAUAAGAACCCCGAUGAUAACCAAGCCACUUUAAACUUCCAAAACGUUACGUGUAUACUAAGCAGCUGGAAGCUCAACGAUGCAUACUCUACACUAUCAGACCUAAGAAAACGACGAGUCUAUGACAUAGCUCCACACUGGGUUGAUAGACGUCAAGUAGAGCAGUUCAUUGGGCAGUUCAAGUCUUGCGCAUCAAAAGCCGUGCAACAAGUGAUCAUCCAAAAGAGAAGGAUAGAACAGAAACAAGAAGCUGUACGAGCUCUCGAAGACGAGAUCCUCACAGCGAGGUUCGAAAUGAUCGAGAUAUAUGAGUGCGGGGCUGGGCCGUCAAAUUUGGAACGCACCAAAGAAUACCCUCAGAUCCAGGCGCAAGAGAGAAUUAAGGCUGAACUGGAAGCCGAUCUCAAGGAGGAGGAAGAAAAGCUCGCAAGUCUCGAAAGGCAAGUUCUGGAGUUUAACCUUCGACUCUCAUAUUGGGAAAAUAAGUGGAACGUUUUCUACGGUGAAUCUUAUUCUUAG